CUCAGAGGCAGCUGCUCGGAUGUGAUCAUGUCCAGUAAACCAGUCAUUUAAGCUUUCUAUGCUUCAGAAAUUCACUGUCAGCUUACAGUAAUAUUAAACGGUGACAGUAUACACAAGAAGAUACGUUUGUCUGGGGAGUUGACAUUCAGUUUUUCCCGGUAUGAAGGGGCUGACUUUGCAUCAGACAAAUGUCGCCCAAGGAGAGCAGCAGCAGGCCACAUGUGGGCAGAGUUUGUCCUCCAACUACGCUCCUCCAAAUCUGGAGAAUAAGCUACUGGCCUCCACACUGAUGCCCAAACCUUCCUCUCUCCAGUCCUCCUUCCUGUCUUCCACUUCCUCCUCCCUUCUCUCCCCCUCUUCCUUCUCGCCUUCCUUCACCUCUCCUCUCCUCAGCACCGAGAACAAGCUCCUUACUGGCCAUUCGUUCGGCCUCUCUUUCCCCCUCACCUCCUCUACAUCUCUCCGUAAUGACUCUCUGCUCUCAAAAUCCCUGGCAAGCAGCGCUCUGCCUAAAUGCUUUGCUCCUUCAUUCCUCCCUCCUCCUCUGGGUGGAGAACCGAGCAGGGAGGAUGGAGGUGAUGAAGCCACGGAGGAAAUAUCGGAAGUGACGCAGUCCUCUUCGGAAGACUCAAGUGUGUAUUCUGAGGAAGACAAUGUUUUGUCUGAAGAACAAGAGGUAGAAGAUGAUGGGACAGCCAUGGAAAUACCUGUUCUUGGAAUAGGGUUGGACAGCCAGGAGCUUGAACAAACUCUGGUCAUCAAACAGGAGAAAUUUGCUGAGAUUGAUAGAGCAAAGGAACAUAUUGAAGAGGAGCUGAAAGAUAACAAGUAUCUCCUGCUGAACCUGGUGUGUUGCUCGCUGCUGAAUAAGAGCAAGGCUCCGGGUCAGAAGGACUGGGACUCAGAGGAGAGCGUCUGGACCAAGAUCAAAAACCUGGCCAAGGACAUUUCUGACUCUGACCCCCAGUUUCUUCUCAAGGUGGCAGUCUACACCCGUCAGGAGUUGAACAUCCGCAUCACAGCGAACUUCUUAUUGGCUCUGGCCGCCAAUCAGCCCUCCACCAAGCCUCAUGUCCGCAGAUACUUCUGUGCUGCCGUACAGCUGCCCUCUGAUUGGCUGGAAGUAGUCAGGAUCUACAGUACAUGCUUCAGCCACUCCCUGCCGAUGUGCCUGAAGAAGGGGAUGGCUGACAAGUUCAAGCAGUUCAACGAGUAUCAGCUGGCCAAAUACAACACCCGCAAACACCGCUGUAAACACAACCGCAAGAAGAAGAACGUUAAGAAACCGACUACUCAGCAGAUGAAAAAGUGGGCGAACUUGCUCAGAGCAGAUACUUCCCUGCUGGAGAAGAUUUUGAAUGUAAAGGACGGCAAAGCGGUGGUGGAUAAAAAGCAGAGUGAGUUCAGUAUAAAGAAGAUGAUCAAGAAGCUUCACAUUAAGGAACCGGCUGAAUAUGUUAUGGCCAUUCUGGGGAAAAAGUAUCCUGCGGAUGCCAAUAUAUUCAACCGCAGUGGAAUAAAGGGCUCGUGGGACAGGGAGAAAGCCGGGAAGCGAAUGAAGCUCAAAGAGCCGGAGACGUGGGAACGGCUGCUCAGCCGGGAGGGGAACAAGGCCGCCACCUGGGAGAAACUCAUAGACAAUAAGUCUGUUCCCUUCAUGGCCAUGCUGAGGAACCUGAGGAACAUGAUCACAGCAGGCAUCAGUGAGUCUCAUCACAAGAAGAUCCUCAGCAGACUGACCAAUAAGAAAGCAGUCAUUCAGAGCCGUCAGUUUCCCAUCAGAUUCCUCGCUGCGUACAAAGUCAUCAUGGAGAUGAAUUCUUUGGCAUCAGAGAAAGCAAUCCCACCCGUUAAAGAGAUCCUGAAGGGCAUCCUGAAAAAGAUUCCCAAGAGCAAACGCUUUGAGAGUCAGGACUGGGACACGACUCCGAAGAGCCGGCUGAGGGUGACGCUUGGAGUGCCGUUUAUCUAUCGACUAUACAAAAUGAAGAAGGAGCAGCUCCUGAAGGCCAAUCAGAGUCGGGUAACUCUGGCUCUGUUGGACCGGUACCGUAAAGCUCUGGAAACGGCGGUCCAGAUCUCCUGUCGUUUCAACGUGCCUCCGCUGCCCGGACGGACCCUCAUCCUCCUGUCCUGUGACAUACCGGAAGAUCGUGAAUGGCAUGAGAAACCGGACUUCUGCCUCCCAGAGGAAGAAGAAGAAGAGGAGAAGGAGGAAGAAGAAGAGGAAAAGGAGGAGGAAGAAGAAGAGGAAGAACAAAGGCACAGAAGGAGAAGGAGGGAGAAACCUCCGGUUGACAAACUGACUGCUUCUGUUAUGGAGACGGCAACUUUGCUCUCUCUGAUGAUCGGCAGCAGUGCUGAGCACAGUCAGAUCACUCUGGUUAGUCAUUAUGGCUUCAAGGAAGUCGAGCUGAAGUCCGAUGUUCUUCUGGAUAAUGUCAGGAGUGUGAUAAAGCAAAGAAAGGCAUUAAUAGAUAUGCCAUAUGAAGAAAAGGAGACAUAUACCAUCAGCAAAAUGAUUCUCAAAAACAAUAAGGUGGACAACAUCAUAGUGCUGUGUGACAGCUGGAUGAGUACGGAUUUAAAGUGGGCCAUCGAAAGCUACAGGAACGAAAUAAACAACAAAGCUCUCAUUGUGGAAAUCUUAUUGACAGAGCGAGAGUCAGAGUUCAGCCCUGAAAGAAACUAUGUGAAGCUGGCAGGCUUCAGUGAACAAAUACUGAGGUUUGUGGCAGAACGAGGAUCAUCCAGGCUGCUGGAACAUGUGGAGCAUUUAGACAAAGUGUACAACGUCCCACCACCAGAGGGAGCUAAAGGCCCUCAGAUCGCAGACAACGUCGUCCAAAUACCAGCCAGCCCCAAGUCAAGGUGGCGAGGUGUGCGUGUGUUUAUCUCCUCCACCUUCAGAGACAUGCACACCGAGCGCGACAUCUUGGUGCGCAGCGUGUUCCCGGAGCUGCGGCGGCGCGCGGCGUCACACUGCCUCUACCUGCAGGAGGUGGAGCUGCGCUGGGGGGUGACGGAGGAGGAGUCGGACCGCGCCGCCCAGCUGUGCCUGUCGGAGGUCUGUCGCUGCCAGAUGAUGGUAGCUAUUCUGGGGGAGAGGUACGGCCUGGUGCCCCCAAAACCCGUCCUCCCCGACCUGCCGCAGCACCGCUGGCUGGCGUCGGCCCCGGCAGAUCUGUCCAUCACGGAGAUGGAGAUCCGUCAGUUCGAGGCUCUUUACCCCGACACAGCCCAGCAGAGGAUGAUGUGCUACUUCAGAGAUCCAAACAUCAACAAAUCAGUUCCAGUGGCUUGGAGGUCUGACUUUGUCACUGAAUCAAAGGAGGCUGAGUCUAAAAUGGCCUCUCUGAAGAAAAGGAUCCGGCAGAGUGAAGUCAAGGUCACUGAAAAUUACUCAUGUGAGUGGGGAGGCGUUGUGGAUGGGAAACCAUAUCUGAAAAACCUGGAGGACUUUGGAAAGGCCUUGCUGGAAGAUCUGUGGAUGGCUAUUGUCAAGCAGUUUGUGGAAGAGGAUGAGGAGGCGGAGGCUUCGUUGGAUGUGAAGGAGCAGGAAGUGCACCAGGGGGCGCUGCAGAGGCAGUUCUUCGGCCGGGCAAAGCUGCUGAUGGCGGCCGGGGAGAUGGUGGAGCAGAGCCAGACCAAAGGAGGGCUGUUGGUGGUGGAGGGGGGACCUGGAGAGGGAAAAACUGUCUUCAUGGCCGCUCUUGCAGACAGCCUCAGGACUGGAGUCAACUCGAGGAAAAACUUCGCCUGUCAUGUCAUCUCCUACUCUACAGCUGCCAGCCAAUCAGCACGCUCCGUGGAAAACCUGCUGCGCUGCCUGGUUCAGGGGUUGAGGAAGAUGAAAGAUACUGAGGAGGAAUCGCCUCUUCCCCAUUCUUACAGAGAUUUGCUGUCUGAAUUUGCCUCGAAUUUGAGUGACAUGAAGAAGAAAAAGCCUCUGGUGCUGCUGGUUGACGGGGCCGAUCUGGUCCAGGAUGACAGAGGUCAGCUCAGCUCUGAGUGGAUCCCACAGCAGCUGCCACAGGGUGUUUGUUUGGUGGUGAGCAUCACAACCAAAGCAGCGCUGUUACAAACCCUGGCCAAGAAACGAGGCACAGUGCUGUUUUCCCUCGGCCAGCUCACCAUGCCGGACCGCAAGGAGAUAGUCCGGAAGGGACUGGACUCCUUCGGGAAGAAACUCAGCGACUCUGCUUUCAACAACCAGCUCCAGACGCUGAUCUCGAAGAAGGGUGCAGUGAGUCCUCUCUACCUGCACCUGGCCUGUGAAGACUUGAGGAACUUUUCCUCCUUUGAUAAGUUGACGGAGGGCCUGCAGUACUUGCCUCAGUCUCUGGGCGCGUUGGUGCAGUACAGCCUGGACCGACUCUGCUCGCAGCACAGAUGCAUGCUGGGACUCCGCUGGGCCCUGGCUGCUCUGACUGUCAGUCCCACAGGCCUGAGGGAGAGAGACUUCUACUCUUUACUGAACACAUGCAACGACUUAUCCUCACAAGACGGAAAGGUCACAUGGCAGGAAGUACUGCAUCUGUCCAGGAAGCCCAAAGGACGCGUUCCCAUGGCGAAUUUCACCCUUAUAGUGCAGAGUGUACAAAGUCUGAUUGGUCCGUCUCACUGCUACGACACUGACGACCUGCUGGCUCUGACCAAUCCGGAGGUGAGGAAGGCCUUCGAGGACUUUUUACUCCCAAUAGACAAAUACAAAACCAGAGCUCACCUCGUCCUGGCAGCUCAUCUGUGGGCCCUCGCCGACUCUCAGGGCUCAGACUCCUUCCUGCACUGUGAGGCCGACUCUGUCCUGCACCUGCCUGCCUGCCUGAUUCAAAGUGACCAGCUGGAGGCUCUUCAUUCCCUGCUCUCCAACUACUACUUCCUGUAUGCUAACGUGCGCCACAGCCUCAUGCACCACCUCCUGGAGACCUACAGCUUGUAUGAUGACAAGCACAAGUCUGCACCCUCAUUACACUAUGAGGGUCGUCUGGAGGACUGCCGGAGUUUCCUGCAGCGUCAGGGCCGGCUCCUCUCCUCCUGGCCGGCUCUGUUCGUUCAGCAGGCCCUCAACGAGCCUUCAUAUAGCUCCGCUCACACCUGGGCACAAGGCCUGAUGGGAAAAGGAGGAGCCCGGGUAGUUGAGUGGCAAAACAACGACCGUAAGAUUCAUCACGAGACCAGUGAGCUGGUGUCAACCUUCUUCUCUGAACCCACCUGUGUGGUGGUGAGCCCGGACGCAGAGCUGAUGGUGGUUGGCACUGGAAAGGGAACGCUGCAUUUCAUCAACACUCAGACCGGACAGGAAGUGAAAUCGCUGGUGAGCAGCUGUGACGGCAUCUCCAGCUGUGUCUUUUUAUUGGACGGACGUCUUGCCACAACCUCCUUUGAUGGACGAAUAGAGAUUUGGGACAUCGGGAAUGGCUGCAGGACUGCUCUCAUUGAGGGCCACACUAAUGUGAUAACAGCUAGUGACCUCACUGCAGACAGGAAGCACCUGGCCACUGUGUCUCUGGACUUCAUGCUGAAAGUGUGGUCCUCUACUAAAGGUAAAGAGGUGGCGGCCCUGCCCAGCUCCAGCCCUCUGAACUGUGUGACCUUUGACCCUGAAGGUCACCUGCUGGCGGCUGGGUGCUGGGAUGGGAACGUGAUAAUGUGGAACUGGCUCCAGAAUGAAACUCUCACAUCCCUGUGCGGUCACCAGAGCUCAGUGCGCAGCCUCUCCUUCUCCCCCUCCUCCUCCAUGCUCUGCUCCGGCUCCAUCUCUGGAGAGGUGCGGGUGUGGUCCGUGCCCACCUCCACCUGUGUGGGGUGUUUCCAGGCUCACAGUGGGGCCACGGAGGCCCUCACCUUCCUGGAUGAAGGGAGCAUGCUGCUGAGCGCCGGCUCCGAUCACAUGCUGCAGCUCUGGUCAGGAGGACUCGGGCGUUCAGUCGCUGCAUUAAAAAGUGAUAAAUGUGAGCAGGAGCCUCCUCUGAAGAAGAUGAAGUCUGCUGCCUCUCAGCCGGCUGCUCUCUGUGUGGCUGUUAACGGGGACUUUGCUGCUGUGGGUUACCACGGAGACGGCAUCAAACUCUUCAGUCUUGAGUCAGGAGAGAGGAUCUGGGACUCGGGGUCCCUGGAUGUGUCGGUGCUGUGCCUGCUGUGGGUCGUUCUGGACUCUGAGCAGACCCAACUUGAGCUGCUGCUGUCGGGAGGAAGUGACAAACGUGUGAGGGUCUGGAAGAGAAAGCUGACAGAGGAGGGGCUGCUGGAAGGCCUGGAAAUGGUGUCAAUGUUUGGUGUAAUGGGCGGCAUCCUGGCAUUCACACAGAACUCCACGAGCCUGGCCACAUCCUCAGAAAGCUUUCCCAUUGCUCUGUGGAAGUUGAGCAAUCUGACCUUCGACUGGUCUGACUUAGAGCCUUAUGAGGUCCUGAGGGGCCACAUUGGGGGGGUCACCUGUCUGGCGUUCAGCCCUGAUGGUGGACAGCUACUGUCCGGUGGAAAAGAUCAGGCUCUGAUGGUGUGGGACGUGAGCUCGUCUCCUGCUGUCCUCUCUAAGUCGCUCCCUCACUCUCACAAAGACUGGAUCACCGGCUGCGUUUGGACUCCAGACUGCGUGAUAAGCACUUCAAACGACGGGAGGCUUUGUUUAUGGGAUCUGCAGGCGGGCCAAUGUCUCAGAGAAAUCUCCUGGAAGAAUCCUCUCACAUCUGUCUGCUGUCUGGGCCGGUAUGUGAUGGCUGGCUGUUCAGAGGGAGCACUACAUGUGUGGAACUGGGAAACAAGUACAGAGAUCUGCCACAUUGCUGCACACAAGCAACGAAUUCACCACUGCUCCCUCCUACCAAAUACAGACAAGAACAAAGAAAUCAACCCAGAAGAAAUGACUGUUUUGACUGCGUCUGAUGAUGGCACAGUGCAGCUAUGGAAACCACUACAGGUGGAGCACAUCAGCACCUUCCAGGGUCACAGCGGUGCGAUAUGUGGAGUUGUUCCCAAAGAAGGUCACCCAGAAUUCCUCACUGUUUCCGAAGACUGCUCAUUGAGAUGCUGGAAGUGGACAACAGAGAGUCCUCCCUGUCAGCAAGGUCCAGUCUCCGCUGUGUGCUUCUCUCAGAGAGGGGAUUUGAUUUUUGCUGGUUAUGAAACCGGUUUUCUGGAAGUAUGGCAGCACAACACUGUGGUGGGCCACAAGCAGACUUCAGACAGCCCCAUCAAAGCGAUCUGCUUCAUGCCUGAUGGACAGUUUGCUGUCAGCUACUUAAAGCCAGCUGUAGACGUGUGGAAGCUGGUGUGGAACCAACAGCACAGCACUGCAAGCCUGCUGAAGGUCACCACACACACAGUGAAAGACCAGGUGGUCCGUCUCCACUUCUGCACCAUCCUGAUCGGUGUGUCGGAUAUUGGAUCAAUAUUUGAUGUCACAAAGUCCGGGAGUGAAUCGUGGCAACACAAAAUCUCUCGUUUAGAAAACUCAGUCCGGUUUUUGGGGAUGAUCCGUAACGAUGAGAAAAGCAUGUGGCUGGUGGGCGAGGAGGACGGAGGACUCAAAGUCGGGUUCUUUUUCGCCAUGGGCCCCGAGUAUAGUUUUUACCCAUCUUUAGGCACCGUGGAUCUAUUCACCGAUGAAGAGGAGAAGAAGGGGUGCCUGAUCACGGCUGGAACUUUGGACAAAGAUUUGGUCGUGUGUGGGGACAUAAAAGGCAACAUGUGGUUCAACCAGAUUUCAGAGGGUUCCUCAUGGAGCAGCAGAAAACCUGCCCACAGUGACAGGAUCAGUGUGUUGAAACUCACUGACUGCAGCAUCAUCUCAGCCUCCUACGACUGGACGGUGAAGCUGUGGGACAGAAACACCAAGAAACAGGUGGGCAUGUUUGUGUGUGGAGGUCCGGUCCUGCACUUGGAGUUGAACCCUGAGAAACCCACUGAAAUGGUUUGUGGUGACGGACAGGGAAAACUCUACUUCCUCUCGUGGAAGGAAUAAUACUCAAGAUAUAUGUCAUAUACUGCAUUUAGGAAAACUACUGCAACGCUAGAGCACUAACCAAAGAUUGUUUGGGAAUGUUUUGCCUACUCUUUGCUUUAAUGAAGGUGAUUGUGCACUAUAUAAAGGUUAAAUGUUUAUUGGAAUACUUUAUUUAUCCUAUAUAGGGUCAUUUAUAUCACAUACAGGGAUCUGCAUCUAUGUAAUAGUUGCAAAUAUAUGUUAACAUGUGCCUUUAAAUUAGAUGGAGGAAAAAGCUUGCAAAUGUAGCAAAAAUAAAAAAAGCCCUUAAAGGUUUUGUCAGGUAUCAUUUUGUGAAAGUUCCAUUAAUUAUUGUUUGUUUAAUUGUUCAAAAUAACAAUGUGGGAUAUGAAACACAGAAAAAUGACAAAUAUAUUUUCUUUGAUGAUAAGUUGAAUGUUCAAAUUGACAGUUUGUCGUUGUUUUGUUGUUGUUUUUGUUUGUAAGGGUUAUUUACAGAGUUGUUCUAUUAAACAAAAAAGGUGUGGUGACACAUUUGUAAUUGUCAGAUUUGUGUGUAAAUCGUGGAAUGUAAAAGGAGAUGAAUCCAAAACUCUGCACUCUGCAAGGGACCGAGUUCAGCUGAGACACCGAUGGCAGACAUGUAAACACAGCUUAUCAGAUAAUGCUUUUACAGCUCUGUUAUCUGCACUCAAUUGCUACUGCUGUAUUGACGAUGGGUCACAUUUAGUGCAAUAAAACAUGUUAAGUAAAUAAAGCUUUUCCCACUGCUGCACACUGAA
Trematomus bernacchii (emerald rockcod) is the source of this 8730-nucleotide messenger RNA. It is a transcript of the gene tep1, whose product is annotated as telomerase-associated protein 1. Lineage: Eukaryota; Metazoa; Chordata; Actinopteri; Perciformes; Nototheniidae. The coding region runs from base 161 to 7966 and encodes 2601 amino acids. The transcript is spliced from 56 exons. The record is from RefSeq and is a predicted model, not a curated record. Gene Ontology annotation, molecular function: protein binding; telomerase activity; telomerase RNA binding. Gene Ontology annotation, cellular component: telomerase holoenzyme complex. Gene Ontology annotation, biological process: telomere maintenance via recombination.